UCUUGUUUACGCACACACGUGUGAUAGAUAAACGUUAAAUGUCUCGGUAAUAUUUUUUUUCUCAAACACGCGGACAUCUCCAUAAUAUUUUUUAUGUAGACAAUGGCAAAGAAAAAGCACCUCUACGUAAAGCCGAUAACAUGAAGCUCUCGACUUGUCAAAGUUAAAAAAAAAAUAGAAAUAAGGUUGGGGUAGCGAGACAUGUCGCGACACGACGGUCAAGACGCUCAGACCCUAGAUCAGCGCUUCGAGGAAAUUCUGAUCAAUUUGAAGCCUUAUCUUUUGAGUUUGUCGGCUUCGAAGAACUCGAAGCUUUGCAGACUCUGGCUAGAACGGCUGAAUCGUGCACAUGAUCAGCGUAACCUCAGGAACGACUAUCUCUUGGAGCUUUACAAGCAAUUGAAAAAUCGUUGCUUCAAGAGCCCGUUCAAUGAACCACCCCUUGGUGGUAGACUCAUACCUAUCUCAAGUUGUCAUCGAUUGGUUACGAGUUCAUCCUGUAACGAGCUGACGGAAACGAGCUUAUUGCCGUGCGAACAAAAGCGCGCUUGGCCAAAGCCGAGAUCGAAGAGUCUACGUAGGGAUACUGCCCGGUGUAGAAACAAGACCCCUACUCGCCACUUCGAUGUUCACUCCAGCAGUAGUCCAAAUCGUAUCUCCCACGCGGAGAACAGUGCUGUUCUAUCGCCGGCUGUUCAUUUUUACGAGCAACCUGAUAGCAGCAGAAAUUCGUUGCGACCGUACCGCGAGAAGAUAGAGAAGCUGAGUAGCGUAGUGCAAGAUCUGGAGACUCAGAACGAGAAGUUGAAGCAGAAGUUGACUUACUACCACAAUGCUCUGGCGUCGGACGAGGUGCCGCACUUGCGCGCACGUAUCAGUCAAUUGAUGGCGGAAAUUGCGAACUUGAAGAGCAAGUUGAAUGAGGUACAGAAAAUAAAGGCCGUUCUGCUGGAGCGCCACGAAGGGAUAGUCGAACAGUACAAGAAGAAAUUGACCGAGCAAUUCAACAAGAUGAAGAGUCAGCUGGAAAGCGCGCACAUCGUGAAUGAAGCACUGAACAAAAAAAUCGCUGCGUUUGAGCAGAAGCUUCGAGAGUCGAGUCAGCAGAACUAUGUACAAUCGAGUAGCAAAGAAUGGGAACAAAAGAUAGAGAAUUUGAAGGACGAGUACGAAAAGAUUUUACAGGAGAAGGAUGAGGAGAUCAAAAAGAAAGGCGAGAUAGUGCAGCAGAAGGAAUCUGAGCUAUCUCAGAAGCUCAGCGAAAUCAGUUCUCUCAGCCGAAAGAUAACGGAUCUUGAGCGAUCGGUCGUUUCGAAAUCGCAAGAUGAUGGACAGUCGCAAUUAGCUGAGCAGUACAAAUCUGUAAAGGAAGAGAUGUCCGCUAUGAUAAAGCACAUGGAAAGUGCCGCGCGAAAACAGAAUGAAAGUCACCAGCAAGAGAUGUUGGCUUUGAAAAAGAACUUUCAGAAGCUCGAAAAAUUAACGCACAAACUUACGGCGAGAGUAUGAGAAGAAAAUUUAUCAUUUCGUCAAAGAAAAGCAGAGAGCCAUAGUUACUUCGCAAAUGUGGCUACAAGAGAAAUACUGUAAUCCAGCCGUAAUAGCGUUUUUGAAAAAAAACUGUAAAAUUGGUGGUCCCGAUGAGCUUUUCGAAAUUAAGUACAAGGAACUCCUAAAUUUCGUUGAAUCUUUAGCGGAUAAUCAGCGAUGUGAAUAUUUCAAAGUUGGUUUUCUGUUCGAUUUCAGUAAAAGGAACGCAUGUUAAAUCAUCGACUAUUGCAUGCGUUUUUAUUUUUACAGAAACUGGCAUUUUUGGAACGUCUAAUGAGCCGGUUACAAAAUGGAUAAUAUAUAAUUUAUAUACACUUUUACUUAAUUAGAGUUAAGAUAAAAUCAAAUUUGAUAAUUUCGAGACAAUGUAUUGUACUAUACUUUUUAUUCUAUCUUUAUUAAACUAACUUGAGCAAAAAAACUGUA
Messenger RNA from Nasonia vitripennis (jewel wasp), 1977 nucleotides. Its product is annotated as centrosomal protein of 112 kDa-like. The transcript is spliced from 7 exons. The record is from RefSeq and is a predicted model, not a curated record. The coding region runs from base 202 to 1509 and encodes 435 amino acids. NCBI's taxonomy places the organism in Eukaryota, Metazoa, Arthropoda, Insecta, Hymenoptera, Pteromalidae.